ACCACUCUUCCUUUCCCCUUUCGUCUUGAUUUCUGGAUCCAACAAAAAUGGUGUCCAAGAUUGUGAAGAAAACCCCAACAAAGUCCAUCAAAAGUCCUGGCCACCGUCACCACAGCCACCAACGCCGGAAAAAAUCACCCGUAAAGAAUGCCUCCGCCACUGCUUCAGUGGUGGUUGCUUCGAUUAACAAAUCCAUUUACACUUGCCACCGCCGCCUCAUCAAGAUUUUCUCCAAAUUAGCGUGCAUUGCGACCCCAAUUAAGAAGAAGAGCCCAAGAAAAUGGGGGUAUCAGUUACUUCAAAAGGGUUCUGAAGAUCCCAAAAAUAGCAUCAGAAGGGCUCUGUUUGAUGACGAAAAAAGUUCUGCGCUUCCACCACUGGUUUCGCCAGAGAAAAAGACUGUCUUUCUUGAUUUGGACGAGACUUUGGUGCAUUCCCAGCCGGGCCCUGCUCCAGAAAAGUAUGAUUUCAUAGUUAGGCCGAUGAUAGAUGGAGAAAGAGUGGAUUUCUUCGUGUUAAAGAGGCCAUUUGUGGAAGAAUUUUUGGAGUUCCUGAGAAAUAAAUUUGAGAUUGUGGUGUUCACAGCUGGAAUUGAGGAGUAUGCUUCCCAAGUGCUCGACAGAAUUGAUGGAAAGGGUUUGAUUUCACACAGAUUGUACCGAGAUUCCUGCAAAGAACUGGAUGGGAAGUUUGUGAAAGAUUUGUCUGAGCUGGGAAGGGAUUUGAAAAGGGUUGUGAUUGUUGAUGACAAUCCGAAUUCGUAUGUUUUUCAGCCUGAUAAUGCCGUGCCGAUUCUCCCGUUUAUUGAUGAUCUUGGAGAUGGGGAGCUGAAGAAGUUAAUUCAGUUUUUUGAGAAGUUGGAUGAAGUUGAGGACACUACAGAUGCUGUCAAAAAUUAUGUAGUAUCUCAAUUCUCAGGAGGGACAUGACAAAGAAGUAGAAAUGUUAGUAUUUAUUUUUUCCAUCUUAGUCUUUGUUUCCAGAGCAUACGUUGUCGAACAUAUACUUCGUUCAACUGCAUUAAUUAAGAAACAGAACAGCAGAAUAGCACAGUUUACAAACUCAGAAUUUUAGUUUCACCUUAGACUUCUGUUUUCCUGUUCUUCAGAGUUUAGAGUUGAAUUGCAAAAGCAGCUUCAUUGUAUAAGCGAA
Messenger RNA from Coffea eugenioides, 1152 nucleotides. RefSeq names its product carboxy-terminal domain RNA polymerase II polypeptide A small phosphatase 1-like. The transcript has a single exon. The record is from RefSeq and is a predicted model, not a curated record. Bases 48 to 929 code for a protein of 293 amino acids. Lineage: Eukaryota; Viridiplantae; Streptophyta; Magnoliopsida; Gentianales; Rubiaceae. Gene Ontology annotation, molecular function: phosphoprotein phosphatase activity.